Trichoderma citrinoviride is the source of this 198-nucleotide messenger RNA. RefSeq lists its product as hypothetical. Bases 1 to 198 code for a protein of 65 amino acids. The transcript has a single exon. NCBI's taxonomy places the organism in Eukaryota, Fungi, Ascomycota, Sordariomycetes, Hypocreales, Hypocreaceae. The record is from RefSeq and is a predicted model, not a curated record.
AUGUGCACGGCGCAUAUGGCUGAAUGCCCAGUCUGCGGGAAAGAAUAUCUUCUCUUGGUUGCUCUGUGUCCGAACGCCCGGCCGCCUUCCAGCGACUGUCCUCAGGGGGUCACCAUCGUCAACGAGGAAAUGCGUGAAGGCGGAUGUCCGAGUCCCGUCUGUCCCAACAGCUUGAGAGGAGGCUGCCAAGUGAUGUAA